Messenger RNA from Parnassius mnemosyne (clouded apollo), 942 nucleotides. The record is from the annotation of a GenBank genome assembly. Lineage: Eukaryota; Metazoa; Arthropoda; Insecta; Lepidoptera; Papilionidae.
AUGUUGCAGCCAGGGGGGGCAUUUUCAAAUGGAUGGGCUAUAGAUACAACAGCGCCUGUUGACGUGAACAACUCGAAUGAUAACUACCACCCUGUCUUCAAGGCGUUCCUUGCGGGAUCGUUCUCGGGUACUUUCAGUACGAUACUCUUUCAACCGUUGGACCUGGUUAAGACGAGAUUGCAAAAUCCAAAUCAACAUGUUGUUGCAGCGACUGUCAACAGCCGAAUUCAGCCCGGGAUGAUAACAAUCUUCGCGAACAUCGUCCGACAAGAACACAUCGCCGGACUAUGGCGUGGAAUGGUGCCGUCUAUAGCUCGCUGCGUACCCGGAGUGGGCCUUUACUUCUCGUCGCUUCACUGGCUGAAGUCCAAACUUGGGAAGGAAAACCUCGGACCCAUGGAGGCGGUGUGUCUCGGAGUUUUAGCCAGAUCUAUGAGCGGAGUCGCCUUGAUUCCUAUUACAGUUAUAAAGACUAGGUACGAAUCUGGAGUAUAUAAAUAUAACAGUUUGAGUGGUGCUCUAAAGACUAUAUACAAAGCUGAGGGCAUAAAAGGCCUGGUCUGCGGUUUGGGACCAACAUUGGCCCGAGACGCUCCAUUCUCCGGCUUGUACCUGAUGUUCUACACGCAAACCAAGCAGGCAUUACCUAAGGAAUGGCUAAACACCCCAAGCACAGCGAGCGUAUUACAUUUCUCGUGUGGCGUAGUGGCCGGUAUUGCCGCAUCUUUGGCGACCAACCCGGCCGACGUCCUGAAGACGAAGAUGCAGCUUUACCCUGACAAGUUCCCGAACGCGUUUAGUGCAGCCGUCUACAUUCACCGGACUUAUGGCGUACAAGGUUACUUCAAAGGCGCCGUUCCAAGAAUGUUACGCAGGACCUUAAUGGCAGCAGUGGCUUGGACAGUGUUUGAAGAAAUAACUCGAUCUAUUGGCUUAAAAUGA